Molecule: messenger RNA, 1791 nt
Organism: Adineta steineri
Lineage: Eukaryota; Metazoa; Rotifera; Eurotatoria; Adinetida; Adinetidae
Source: the annotation of a GenBank genome assembly
AUGCAUGUCACACUUAUAACAGAUCCAGCAACUUGUUCAUCGAAAUUUUCUAUUACCUCAUCGACACUUAGUUAUACAGUUGAUGAACCUAUUCACAUUAAAGUUAAUAGUACAAUAUCAGAUACAAAAUUCAUCGGUAUUCAUUUAUUAGCUCAAGAUGAAAAGCAUCUCAAUGUUGGUAGUUGGAAAACAACUGAUGAAUUAGCUGAAAGUAAUAUUUGUGAUGGUGUUGCUUAUUAUUCUGAAAUAGGAAAAACAAAUAUUGAUGCAAUUUGGCAAGCUUCACCUAGAGUUGUUGGAAAUGUUAGAAUCAAAGCAAUAAUUAUUGAGAAUGAAAAAACAAUUUAUAUUAACUGCUAUGAUAUUACUUUAACUCCACGAGUGCCGAAUAAUUCAUCAUUUAUUGAUGAAAAUGAUUCUACAUCAAAUACACCUCCGACAAUUACUACUAAUACUACUACACAACCAACAACAACCAUAACUACUACUUCGCGUUCCCAGAACACAACGAUAACUGCUUCACCUACGGCUGAAGUUGCUAUUAAUGUAACAUGGACAUUCACUAGUGGAAUCAAUGUUACAAAUGUUCUUAUGACUAUUAAAAAUUUGAAACCAUCACAAUGGGCUGCUAUAGGUCUUAAUAUAAAUCGUUCUAUGGGUGGAACUCAUGUAUUUAUGUGUAAACGAUAUGCUGAUGAUACAAUUGUUAUAAAUCGUUAUGUAAAUCCUAAUAAACAUGAAGAACCUGAACCUGCUGGAUCAGAAGACGGUGGUGUACUUACACCGGGCAAACAAGAAUUCAACGAAGGUAUUGUAAUAUGCCGGUUCAGUUUAUCCAAUUUUACAAGCCAAACAUCAGGACAACUUCAAGAAGUAAAACCACUUUCUCAAUCAAAUAAAUAUUAUCCUAUAUUCGCAGUUGGAUUCCUAGAUGAAUAUCAUGAUCCAAUACGACAUGCUAAAGAUUCACGUACAACUCAAUCUGGUUUUGUUCAGUUAAAUGAAAAGGAAACUAUUCUUUAUAAAAUACCUAAUGUUGCUGUGGAUUUAACUUUUGCACGAGCUCAUGGAAUUAUUAUGAUUUUUACAUGGAUAUUAAUUGUUUCAACAGGUGUACUUAUUUCACGUUAUUUUAAAAAUGCUUGGUUACAUACUUUAAUUUGUGGUAAAGCAGCAUGGUUUGCUGCUCAUCGAUUUCUUAUGAGUAUUGCUACAAUUCUUACCGUGCUUGGUUUUCUAUUUAUUUUCGUCUUCCGUCAAGGCUUAUGGAUUGAUCUAGGUCUAACACGAGCUUUUGCUCAUUCUAUUACAGGUGUAAUUAUGAUAGGUUUAGCAUUCUUCCAACCUUUUAUUGCAUUAUUUCGUUGUGAACCAGAUAGUCGUUAUCGUUUUAUAUUUAAUUUUAUACAUACAUUUGUUGGUUUUUCAUCAUUAAUACUCUCGAAUGCAACACUUUUUCUUGCUACUUAUUUUCCUAUAUUUAAAGAUAAUCGAGGUCGAAUUAUUUUAAUAAUAUGGUUAGGUUGGAUUGUAUUCAUCUUUACUAUAUUUCAAAUUAUUCAAUCUUAUUAUCGAAAGAAAAACAAUGAAUCAGGUUAUACAAAUCUUAAUUCGUCAAAUACAACAAUUGCAGAUCUAGUAGAAAAUUCAAUGACACCAAAAACAACAUCAGUGCGUCUUACUAAUGAACAAGAAACAUCAUUUGAAGAAAAACUAAAAAAUGUUCUACUUGCUAUACAUAUCCUUGUUGCUGCUAUACUUUCAAUUAUGUUAACUACACUUAUUCUUUAA